CCCGCUUCGCUGGGCCAUCGGAGGCGCGGAGAGCAGCCGCAGGACGGAGAGUGGGCGCUGGUCCCGACAGGAAAUGGCUCUGAGGCUGUCGCUCCAGCAGGGCCGUGCUUUCUUCCCCGCCGGCGGACAAACCAGGUCAGCUUUUCUGCGCAGUUCUGUGGGAAGUACUAGCUUUAGUACAAAAGGAAAUACUGAAUCUACCAAGCAACCCCUUAAGAAGCCAAAAACACCAGUAGGUCGUUUUGAUAAGCCAGAAGAAUCAAGCCUAGAGAAGGAGCCACUAGAAAAAUUUCCAGAUGAUAUCAAUCCAAUGACAAAAGAGAAGGGUGGUCCCAGAGGCCCGGAACCAACUCGUUAUGGAGAUUGGGAACGAAAAGGACGCUGCAUUGAUUUUUAAAAAGCUCCUUUUCUGGGAGUGACAUUUGGGUGAAGAUAAAACCAAUAGAGGAAAAAAAAAUCACACUUUACUCACAUAAAUCAAAAUCUCUGUAUUUAUCUGCAACAAAGUGUCAUGUUUGUAGCAUUUAACCACAUUUAAUAUGUGAUUAAAUAUAGUGAAAUUGCGUUUUAAUGGACUAAUGUGAGGAGGGGUUCUCCACUAUUGAGGACAGUCUAUUGAAUUGGUGAAUGGGGCAUUGCAGAAUUUAUGUCAUUUGGGUGAUGAUACAACAUUAUGAAGCAAAUGUGUAAAUCACAAUAGAAACUUAGUCCUCUGUGUGAAAUCCAUUACAUGGAGGUCUGGUAAAAGUAGACUUCACUUUAUAGAUUUUCAAAGUGAGUAUUUGACAUUUUGAUGAAGUUCCAUGAUGGUGAUAGGAAUUGAUAGGAUUUUAUUAGUGUUGCAAUAUUAAACAUACUUAAUUGAAAAAAAAUCUUGUUGAAUUUAUUUUUCUUAUUGAAUUUAUUUAAUUUUCAAAUAAGACUUCUAAGUUGGAUUUAAUAUGACAAGAACAGUUCAUUAAUUGGAGUUUGCGGAGUAAUUUCAGUCUUUGUUACUUAUAGACCAAAGCAUGAGACCCAGCCCACGAACAACAGUGAAACAGUCCAGUCAAGUAUAGUUCCUUUAUUUGCUUACACCUUAUAGACAGAAUCUUGCCAAACUAAAUCUAUGCAAUGAAUAUACCCUGGGAGAUUCUAGGGAGUAGCUAUCCUGAACCUCUUUUGCUUCCCACAUUCCCCUUGAGGACUGCCUUGUCUCUUAUCUCCUUUCCCCGUCUGGAAUGCACCCGCUCCCUCCUGAUAGUUUUGUUCUCCCACAUCACUCUCCUCCUCAUAGAUACAUUCCAUCACACAAAGAAUGGAAAGGAAAUGAUUUCUAAUAUUCCUUGAUUUCUAUUUAAAGUAUUAUGAAGCAAGUAAUUUUUCCAGAUGUAUGAACACAGUUUAAUCAUAUGAUGGAGGAAAUGGCUGCUGAACUGUAAAAUGUACUGAAAUGAUAACAUUCUUUAGGCCAUUUAUCAACGUUUAAACCAAAUAAACUGAAUAAUCCCUAACAAUUACAAGAUGAUUAUUUAUCAUUACCUAUCAUAUUUAUGUAUUUUUCUUUUUAGAAAGUUGAUAAACUGUGAAUUUGUUAUAUUUUUUUAUCCCAAUAUAGUUUUUAUUCAUUGUUCCUCUGCACUUAAUUGUUUAUCUGUAUUUUUAGAUGAACUGGCAGUCUGGGUUAUGCUAUCAUUUACUUGUCUGGUUCAGUGACUUAUUUAAAUAAAAGCUGCCUUAUAAAACCUAUUAGCUUGUUUAUAAAUAGACUAGAAAUGUGUAUUCUCAAAUGGAAGCACACCCAGGUUUUCUGAAUAUGAAUGUAUAUGUGGUUCAUUUGUAUCCACAGUGCCUUAGAACAUAGCAUAUUGAUGUUGAUGCAAUGUCCAUAGAAAUUCAUUGUGUCAAAAUAAAUCUAGUGACAGUGGGUAAUUUUUUUUUUU
Python bivittatus (Burmese python) is the source of this 1922-nucleotide messenger RNA. It is a transcript of the gene SDHAF4, whose product is annotated as succinate dehydrogenase complex assembly factor 4. The record is from RefSeq and is a predicted model, not a curated record. Gene Ontology annotation, cellular component: mitochondrion. NCBI's taxonomy places the organism in Eukaryota, Metazoa, Chordata, Lepidosauria, Squamata, Pythonidae. Gene Ontology annotation, biological process: mitochondrial respiratory chain complex II assembly.